AGUUCGUGCCCAAUUGAUAUCCCUUUUACUUGCACCAACUCCACGCCAAUUGAAAACUCGUGCUGCUUUGAAAGUCCAGGAGGUGUCUUUGUCGCUACUCAGUUUUGGGACUAUUACCCUGCCAUUGGAGACAACGAUUCGUGGACUUUGCACGGCUUGUGGCCCGAUAACUGCGAUGGGUCUUGGGAAGAGUUCUGUGACGACUCGCUCAAUGUCGACUCCAGGAUCAAGCCUAUCUUAGUUGACCAGUUCAAAGAUCCCGAAUUGUAUGAAAAGAUGGCCAGAAGCUGGAAAAACUUCAAUGGCGACGACGAAAGCUUGUGGACUCAUGAGUUCAACAAACAUGGAACUUGUGUCAGAACCAUUCGCCCAAAAUGUUACUACAACUUCAAGCAACACCAGAAUAUCUACGACUACUACAAGAUUGCCGUUUCGACCUACGAAAAAUUACCAACUUACGAUUUUUUUGCUCAAGAAGGGAUUGUUCCGUCAGACACGGAAACUUAUUCCAAGAAGCAGAUUGACGAUGCUCUUACCAAACACUUUGGAUAUCCAGUCUAUUUCAAGUGCAACAAGUUUAACGCUCUCCAGGAAGUCUGGUACUUCCACCAUUUGAAAGGCUCGAUCAAAGGCGAAGAGUUUAGUAGAAUUUCUCGUUUGAAUGAGCCCAGAUGCCCCGAAUCGGGCAUCAAGCUUUAUCCAAAGGGCUGGAAACCUCCUACUGUUCCACAUCCUCCCAACCCUCCAACUGGUGGCGACAGAGGGUUCAUCAAGUUGCCCAACCAUCCAGGAUGUCUUAUAUCCAAUGGCCAUUGGUACCAAUAUGGUACUUGUGCUACUUACCAGUUAGUCAAAUCAACUUUUGGAGGUAUCAACUUAAAAACAUCAAAGGGCUUCUGUGGAUUCGAUAGCUUGGGCCAGUUUGCUUGCGGACCUAACUAUUCUCCUUCCAAGUUCCAGUUCCAGUUUAAUAAGGAUACCAAAGAGAUUGGCUAUGGUGGCAAAUACGACUGGUGCUACAACCCAGAAGGUAAGCAUGGCACCGGGAAAUUCCAGCAGAUUCCUGUGAAGUUAAAGGAUUCUUCU
This is a messenger RNA of Scheffersomyces stipitis CBS 6054, 1086 nucleotides long. Its product is annotated as T2 family ribonuclease. Gene Ontology annotation, molecular function: RNA binding; ribonuclease T2 activity. Gene Ontology annotation, cellular component: extracellular region. NCBI's taxonomy places the organism in Eukaryota, Fungi, Ascomycota, Pichiomycetes, Serinales, Debaryomycetaceae. The annotation marks the transcript as partial. The transcript has a single exon. Gene Ontology annotation, biological process: RNA catabolic process. The record is from RefSeq and is a predicted model, not a curated record.